Symbiodinium pilosum is the source of this 1159-nucleotide messenger RNA. Lineage: Eukaryota; Dinophyceae; Suessiales; Symbiodiniaceae. The record is from the annotation of a GenBank genome assembly.
GAUGACGGCAGAAUGGCCCCGUGGAAAGGUCGUGAAUGUUGCUGUGGAGGGCGAGAUGUUUGAGGCGAACGGGCGAAGACAUCUUCUUCACGGUGAUUGCAAGGAAUUUUCUUGGGACGAUGGAACAAUACAGACGGUGCAGAGUAUUGAAAAGAACGUGGUCUCGUGGACUACGAGCCAUCCGAACCCUGCCUGGCAGCAGCUGAGGUGGAUCUGCACUCCUCAAUGUGAGCAAGCAGGUUGCCAUGAUAUGACACUGGCAAAUGAAGGGGCAUACCGAUGCGCCACUUGCGCAUCAUCUGGAAUUGGAAAGCACUGGCACUGCAAUGAGCAUGAUAUUCACCUGUGUCCAAACUGUUCGGAGCUUCCCCCGGAAGCGCCAACGCUUGGGGUGGCUGCCAAAUACUUGGUGGAGCAGUUUUCAACCUUGGCAAUACGUGCUACCGGCAAGGAGAGCCCCAACUUCUACGAGAUUUGCCCUGUUCUGGCGUGCGGUUUGGGCUACCAGAAAACAUGCCCUAGAGAUGGCCUGCCUCACUGCAGCAUUGUGGACGCCUUGGAUGACGACUGCAGCGGAAGAGUCACCCACUUCAUUUCCUGGUGCUGGCGCUAUACGCUGAAGGAUUUCGUCAGCGCGGUAAAUGGCUGGCUGAAGAAGACUGGCGCAGAUCCUGCGCUGUCUUUCUUGUGGGUGUGCUUCUUCUGCAAUAAUCAAUAUCGCAUCAUCCAGGAGGCCACGCAGACGGGAAGUCAUGAGCUGAAGUCCGUCUUUGAGUCGCAUCUGGCGAAAGCCGGUCGAAUGCUGGUGCUCUUGGACUCUAUCGUAUCACCGGCAUAUAUCACGCGAGCUUGGUGUAUCUUCGAGAGCUAUGUUUGCAUUGAACAGAACAUCCCGAUGACAAUCAUCCUUCCCAGCUCGGCUGAAACCUUUUUCAUGGAUGCAGUGGCACGUGGGCAGAUUGACACCCUGAAUCGAGCGCUGGAUGCUCUGGAUGUGCGGGACGCGAAGGCUUCGCAGCGGGCGGAUGAGGAUUUGAUCAAGAGGCUCAUCCUCACCAGCAUUGGCUUUGAUGCAGUCAACCAGGCGGUGCGGUCACGAUUGGAAGACCAGCUGACUACUCUGUUCCGUCAGAUGCUAACAAGGCAGCGACCCCGCUGA